This is a messenger RNA of Mucor velutinosus, 678 nucleotides long. RefSeq lists its product as uncharacterized. The coding region runs from base 1 to 678 and encodes 225 amino acids. The record is from RefSeq and is a predicted model, not a curated record. The transcript has 4 exons. Lineage: Eukaryota; Fungi; Mucoromycota; Mucoromycetes; Mucorales; Mucoraceae.
AUGGAUAGCCCAGUUGACGAUUUCAUAUUGAUUUUACGAGAUUUAAUUGAACGAAUUCCGCACAGAAAAUCAAAUACAAUUACAAAAGAAAGCCAAUUGUGUGGGACUUUUGUUGAUGCCAUGAUUCGCCCCAUCCAGGAUGAUCCAGACAAUAAUGAGUUCUUGGUUUGGUCCAAUAUCAAAAUUUCAGAUAAAAGUGAAAGGCCUGACAUUACUGGUAUGAUGCUUAUUGACGCGUCGCUGUAUGAGCCAGUUUGUGUGGGCGAGAUAAAAGGCGAGGACAAGAGACAUGAUACACACGCCUUGGCCUAUGAUUUGUUGAAGAUGGCUGCAUUUAGCAAAGAAGCAAUUGAUGGUAAUGAGUAUCUAGGCAUCUUGGGAGUGCAUGUUAUUGGGUUUCAGUUCACACUCUACAUCACAACAUUACUUACUGAGGGACUAUGUGUUAUGUUUGAACUUGUGUCGAUUCCAAUACCUUCCAUCAUAUAUGACAUGAAGGCCUUCAUUGCAAAUUUGGAGGAUUUGAUGCCUAUCAAAGCUCUUUACAAAAACUGCAUUCAAAUCAACAACAGUGUGCAACAAGUCAAGAAGCAAGAUGCUAAUCUACAAGCUAUUUCUCAAUCCAUCCAGCCUGGCAAAGACAGAAAACAGCAUUGCUCUUGUGUUUGCAACCAUUGA